Spinacia oleracea (spinach) is the source of this 1267-nucleotide messenger RNA. RefSeq lists its product as uncharacterized. NCBI's taxonomy places the organism in Eukaryota, Viridiplantae, Streptophyta, Magnoliopsida, Caryophyllales, Amaranthaceae. The transcript is spliced from 7 exons. The record is from RefSeq and is a predicted model, not a curated record. Bases 499 to 1245 code for a protein of 248 amino acids.
UCUUUCCCACGUUUCUUUCCUUCACUCUGCAAAAACCACAAACCAAAAACCUCAAACCUAAGACUCCAUAGACGGCGAAACCUACCACGACCCUCUACGCGGCGGCGAUUGACGGUGGUGGAGAUUUAGGUGGCGGCGUUAUCUUUUCCAGGUGGCACUUCUUCCGACGGAAUUUUGAAUUUCAAGUGAUAUGCUGUGAAUACUGAUCUGCUCAUCUUGCUACUGAUCCUGCCAAUUCUGACUACUGAUACGGUGUGAACCGAUAUGCUGUGAUUUUUCACCGUUAUUUGUUCCUUGAGUGAACUAGUGUCAUACAUAUAUACUAUUACCUGUGUUACUCUGAAGCGGUGGCUUGCAUUCUUACAAGCAGGCAGCUACUGUCUUGACCUCAAACUUGGGGUUUCAAGCUGAUCAAUGGCUUCUUCAUAGCAGCAUACCACUGAAUUUGUUCCCCUCCCAAAGAAAGGAAAAGAAGAAAAAGGUCGUGGAGCCACUAGAAUGAGUAAAGUUGUUCGAGCAAGGAAUAAGGGGCUCAAAUUUCAGGUUAAUUGGAAUAUCAAUGAUUUACCAAUUGGUAAACACAGUGUGCCUAUGAUGAGUUAUUGGGGAACUAGCAUCCGCACUAAUGUCCCAAUUACUCUUAAAACAUGGAAAAAUGUUCCUCAACGUUUGCUAGAUUCUCUAUUUGAAGAUGUUGCGAUAACAUAUAACAUUGACCCUAAGAAGAAAAAAUGGAUGUUGAAAAAAGCUAAUGCUGCUUGGACGAACUUCAAAUCCGAGCUCACAAGAAAUUGGAUCUGGAUACCGCAAAUGGAAAUACGUACAGCUCCACCAAAGCAAUACAAUUUUAUCAAGCCAAAUGAUUGGAAAGAGUUUGUUCAAAGUCGACUUACAAAAGAAUGGGAGGAGAAGAGUGCAGCCGCAAAGAAGUCUGCAGGGGGACAUUUAUAUCAUCAAAAGCGUGCUCGUAGAGGAUAUGCUCGAUUUGAGCAAGAUGUGAUCGAAGAGAUGGCUAUGAAACGCAUUUAUGUAUCAUCGGUUAGUCGAGCUCAACUGUGGAAAUUAAUGAGGACCGACAACAAAGGGAAUAUUCAGGAAGGGGCUAAAGAAGUUGCUAAGCGUAUAGAUUAUUUUAUGCAUCAAGCUGAAAAAGGAGAGAUUGAAGACACGGUUAGGCUAGAUGUAUUGUCUAAGGCCUUGGAGGAGAAACGAUAUGGUGGUCGUGUGAGAGGGGUUGGAGUUUGAGUGACAAAUACAGAUUAUUUUG